UUUUAAAUCUCGAGUGAAAAUUUCAAUAACAGAGCAAAGAGAGGGAAAGAAAACGACCAACACAGAGCGCGAGGGCGCCAAAUUCCUUACCAACUUCCAAUCGUUUUUUUCUCCUACUUUUUCGCCUCUAUCGUCACUAUAAUUCUCGCCCUUGUUGCUUCACUGAGCAAUCGGUUUGUUGUUCCUUGAAAUUUGCCACUCGCUGAUCUUUAACGGGAUAUAUCGUUUCAAUUUCGUAACAGUUUGUUUUGAUUUCGUUUUGUGCGGUUCUUCUUUCUCUCAUGGCUAUGGACGAUACUGAGAGCUGUUGUAGUAGACCGGUGGAUGAUUUUUCGACUCAGACCUGGAGACAGAAGCAGAAGGUUGGUGUUUACGUCGAAGUUCUUCGUCGACUCAGACUGUCGCAUGAGGCGGAGACCAGCUUUCCUGGUUUUGAGGAUGAACUUUGGGCUCAUUUUCAUCGCCUUCCUACUAGGUAUGCUAUGGACGUCAACGUGGAGAGGGCUCAAGAUGUUCUCAUGCACAAAAAUCUUCUCUUCAUGGCACAUGAUUCUGCUACUCGUCCUGCAAUUGAUGUCCGUCUCGUACAGGUUCAUUCAUCUCCUGGCACAAACUCUGGCAACUAUGUACAUUCAAACUUGAAGGAAAAAGUGGACCAGCGGUUUUCUGAUUAUGACAGCAAUCAGAGACAACACCCCCCACCAGCAUUUGGUUCAACAACAGAGGUCGAAUCUGGUUUUGCAAUCAGCCAAUUACAUGAUAUAAAUCAGCCUGACACUUUAUCCUGGCCAAUGCAUGAAAUUACAAUAUCAACAAUUGACAAGCCAAAACUACUCAGUCAGUUGACGUCCUUACUUUCUGAGAUUGGGCUGAAUAUUCAAGAAGCGCAUGCUUUUUCAACAACAGAUGGCUUUUCCUUGGAUGUUUUUGUAGUUGAUGGUUGGGCAAUUGAGGAUACCAAACAGCUAAAGGAUAUACUAGCUGAAGAAAUAUCAAAGAUUCAGAAAAGACAUCCUCUAUUUACACCUUGGAGCAUUUCCCCAACUGGGAAGAAAGACAAAAUUGGAGUCAAAUUCAUCACAAAUUAUGUCAACAUUCCACGUCACAAAGUUGGUGCAUGGGAAAUUGAUGCGAGUCUGUUAAUCUAUGAGAAGAAAAUUGUUUCUGGAUCUUUUAGUGACUUGUAUAAAGGCACUUUCUAUGGUCAAGCGGUGGCUAUUAAGCUUCUAAAAGAUGGAAGCUUGAAUGAGGCUGUACGGCGGGAAUUUGCUCAAGAAAUUCAUAUCAUGAGAAAUCUUCGGCAUAAGAAUGUUGUCCAAUUUAUUGGUGCAUCUACCAGACCUCCAAGCGCUUUUAUUGUUACUGAAUACAUGCCUGGUGGAAGCAUGCAUGACUUCUUACAUAAAAAAAAGGGCGUUCUUAGUUUUCCUUCCUUACUAAGAGUGGCAGUUGAUGUGUCCAAGGGAAUGAACUAUUUGCAUCAAAAGAAUAUCAUCCAUAGAGAUCUCAAAGCUGCAAAUCUUUUGUUGGACGAAGAUGGGGUUGUCAAGGUUGCUGAUUUUGGUGUUGCCAGAAUGCAAUCUCAAUCUGGUGUGAUGACUGCAGAAACUGGAACAUAUCGUUGGAUGGCUCCAGAGGUUAUUGAGCACAAACCAUAUGAUCAUAAAGCUGAUGUUUACAGCUUUGGGAUAGUGUUGUGGGAGCUGCUUACAGGGCAGCUGCCUUAUGAUAACCUAACUCCGUUACAAGCAGCAAUGGGCGUGAUCCAGAAGGGUCUGAGGCCUAAGAUUCCGAGGCAUGCAAAUCCAAUGAUCGUGGACUUGCUUGAGAGAUGCUGGCGGCAGGAUCCAUCUUUGAGACCUGAAUUUUCUGAAAUUACGAAACUUUUGCAGCAAACCCUUAAGUAGGCACCUUACGUUCCUGGAACAGAUUACAUAAUAGAAAAUUGCGGAGUGGCAGGGCUCAUCUGGAAGGCGGCCAAAAUCUUGGGCAGGAGCAGAGCGUUUUAUGGUGGAGCGAGGAGGUUACCACUCCUAACUACAUGCAAUUAUCUAUCCUUAACUUAAUGCUGUGAAUUCACAUCUACAUUGCUGUAAAAUAUGAAACCUUUUAGAUUGAGUAAUAAUGACUUGACAAGGUAUUGGAUUUAGAUAUGAUAUUUGUUGUUAAAUGCGAA
Cucurbita maxima (winter squash) is the source of this 2176-nucleotide messenger RNA. RefSeq names its product serine/threonine-protein kinase STY46-like. NCBI's taxonomy places the organism in Eukaryota, Viridiplantae, Streptophyta, Magnoliopsida, Cucurbitales, Cucurbitaceae. Gene Ontology annotation, molecular function: protein kinase activity; ATP binding. Gene Ontology annotation, biological process: protein phosphorylation. The transcript has 16 exons. The record is from RefSeq and is a predicted model, not a curated record. The coding region runs from base 282 to 1907 and encodes 541 amino acids.